GACAACCCGGCCGAACCAGGCCGAACAACAACCUGGCAACAAUAACAACCUCCGCUCUACUCGGCUGUCGGCAGUAUCGCGUACAUGACGACCUGGAAUCUCAUCCGGUCCGAUCAGCUCUGCACGGCCGGAGAAACACGGCUUGGCUACUGCUGGACCGAGGGAGCGGAUUGCUGCGGCCGGCUGUGCCGCGAGAAGGCAAGCUGCUCGUACUUCUUGUGGGACAGCACAACGUUCGAGUGCUGGCAGUCGCACGCCGGUAGCAGAGACUGCGACAGCGGCUGGAUCGAGGCGCGUGGCGUCUCGUUCUAUGCGCUUGAGGGCGACCGCACGCCGUUCACGUGGAGCCUGGUGCACAAGCAUGCCGAGUGCGCCUCGCCCGACAUGGCGCUGGGCGACGGCCUCGCCUCGACCGUGGGCGAGUGCGCCUUCCGCUGCGACGCCCUGCCCGGCUGCGACUUCUUUCUUUACGACGAGCGAGGUGGCGGCUGCUUUGAGGAGUACACCUCUUCGGCGGACUGCCCCGAGGGUCUGCAGACGUGGCGGCGGUACGACUUUUACGCGCUGUUGCGAGGCUCCGCCGCGCCCAUCCCCCUGGCCGAGCGCUGGUCCUGCGUCGGUCCGGCGCCCUUCCCUGGCGAGGCGGCGUCCUCCGCCCCGCGCCGCACCUCGACCUGCUUCGAGUACCACGCGGCUCCGAAGCGGUCGUGGGUCGGGUCGGAGGCCGCCUGCCUCUCCCGCGGGAUGCACCUCGCCUCCGUCCACUCCGCCGCCGAGAACGAGGUCGCGCUCUCGCUCUGUGCGGAGGAGUGCUGGAUCGGCUUCACCGACCGGCAGAGCGAGGGCGAGUGGCGCUGGACCGACGGGUCCAGGGACGGAGGGCCGCACCCGUGGAGCCCGGGAGAGCCAAAUGGGCAGCUGCACGAGACCACCGAUGGCGCGUACAUCUACCCGCUCCGUGCGGGGCUCGACUCGCCAGGCUCCCGGGAUGACGACUUUGUCAACGUGUCGACGGCAGGUCCGGCGGCCGGCCACGUCGUCGAGCGCGCCUUCCUCUGCCGGCACGACUUCCGCGCCGCGCCGCGCCCUCCGCC
Messenger RNA from Emiliania huxleyi CCMP1516, 1094 nucleotides. RefSeq lists its product as hypothetical. The transcript has 7 exons. Lineage: Eukaryota; Haptophyta; Isochrysidales; Noelaerhabdaceae. The record is from RefSeq and is a predicted model, not a curated record. The annotation marks the transcript as partial.